UGCUUCACUUUCCCCGGCUUCAAGUCUCCGCCGAGAAGUCCUUUCCCGUGGCUCCUUCGAUAUUCUGCGAUCAUGCAUAAGUGGUUGUGUUUCCUUGGCUUGUUGGCCCUGUCAGCACCUGGAACUGGUGAUGUCACAGCAGAAGAUCAGUUUAAAGUGGAGGAGGACAAUGUUGCAAGGAUACUUGUUUCUAAGCUGAUCCUAAACAAGUACCUGGUGGAGGGCAUGGACGUGGUGGUGCGGUACGCCCUGUACAACGUCGGCUCGGCGGCGGCGUUGAACGUGCAGGUCGAAGACGCCAGCUUUGGACCGCUCGACUUCACCACUGUCGCCGGCCAGUCGCACUUCGUGCUGGACCGGCUGGCGCCGGGCGCCAACGCCUCGCACACGCUGGUGGUGCGACCGCUCAAGUACGGCUACUUCAACUUCACGGCCGCCCAGGUGUCCUACCUGGCCAGCGAGACGGCCACGGAGCCGACGAUCGGCUUCACCAGCGAGCCAGGAGAGGGCGGCAUCGUGUCGUUCCGCGACUACGACAAGAAGUUCUCGCCGCACCUGCUCGACUGGAUCGUGUUCGCCGUCAUGACGCUGCCCUCGCUUGGCAUCCCGUUCAUGCUCUGGUAUUCGUCCAAGUCCAAGUACGACACCGUUCUACGGGAAAAGCGAGCUGACGCCAUCAAGAAGCGCGAGUAGGGUGUCACCUAGCGGGUGGUGGGAGAACUUUAAGUCUGAGUGAACGCCGCUGUGUGACACUGGUGGUUUCCUGGUGCGUCGGCUUGCGAAGCCUCCGUGAGUGGUGGUCAUGUUGCUCAGACUGAACGCGGGUGGUGUUUAGAAAACUUUCCUGUUGCCAGUUUUGAACACCAGUCGUAUGCAACAUGGUUCAAUUGGAUGCGACAAGAAUGCAAGCGCGAUUUUGUUACUUUGACUUGGCUGGGUGGGGUUUAAUAUAAUGAAAUGGAACUGAAGCUCUGAAGUUUGUUCAUGUCCGUAUGUCUUAAGUUGAAGCCAUGGCCUUUCAUCGCGGUUUGGUGACAACUAUCACUCGAAUGUGGUGGCUGGCCUCGAUCCCAACUGAAAUCCGCGUAGUAUUACCUGGUGCCGCUGCGCCGGCACGUGUGCAAUGCGAUAGUGUAGAAGUGCCUUCUGCUGGCUCGCAUUUCAGUUAAAAUUCACCCCUCCUCAUUUUGUGUAUGCCUCGCAUGUGUUCGUUUUCGUUCGAAAUGGCAACCGCUGUUGUCUGCAAAGUAAAUUAUACUCUCCUUUA
Molecule: messenger RNA, 1267 nt
Organism: Pollicipes pollicipes
Lineage: Eukaryota; Metazoa; Arthropoda; Thecostraca; Pollicipedomorpha; Pollicipedidae
Product: translocon-associated protein subunit beta
Exons: 5
Coding region: 73-693 (206 amino acids)
Cellular component (GO): membrane; endoplasmic reticulum
Source: RefSeq, a predicted model, not a curated record